Molecule: messenger RNA, 563 nt
Organism: Acomys russatus (golden spiny mouse)
Lineage: Eukaryota; Metazoa; Chordata; Mammalia; Rodentia; Muridae
Product: 39S ribosomal protein L42, mitochondrial-like
Exons: 1
Coding region: 14-439 (141 amino acids)
Cellular component (GO): mitochondrial large ribosomal subunit
Source: RefSeq, a predicted model, not a curated record
CUUGAUAAGGAUCAUGGCAGCAGCAGUAAAAUGGGUGAUAUCAAACAGAACUCUCUGGAAGCAUCUAUUUCCAAUUCAAAAUGGAGCUUUGUCAAGUGCUUGCUGUAAGUCUACAUAUUCUUCUCUUCCAGAUGACUACAAUUGCAAAGUAGAGCUUGCUUUGACAGCCGACGGCAAGACAGUCGUGUGCCACCACCCUUCUGUGGACACCCCCUACGAACACACCAAACCUAUCCCUCAACCAGAUCUUUUGCAUAAUCAUGAAGAAACACACGAGCAAGUGCUGAAAACCAAAUUAGAAGAAAAAAGCGACCACCUUGAGCAGGGACCCAUGAUAGAACAGCUCAGCAAAGUGUUCUUCACGACGAAGCAUCACUGGUACCCACACGGGCUGUAUCACAGACGUCGUAAGAAACUGAAUCCUCCCAGAGACAGGUGACUGCUCUUAAUUCUAUAAGCACCAAGGACAUUUUGCUUUGUAUCUUAUUUGCUAGUUGAGAAAUUGUACCUGGUGUGUUCAUUAAGAUGUUAUGUAGAAAAAUAAUAAAAUUUCAUAUAUUCAA